Gongylonema pulchrum is the source of this 426-nucleotide messenger RNA. The record is from the annotation of a GenBank genome assembly. NCBI's taxonomy places the organism in Eukaryota, Metazoa, Nematoda, Chromadorea, Rhabditida, Gongylonematidae.
AUGUCCGGUCUGGCAAUCUCGCGUCUAGCAGAAGAGCGAAAAGCAUGGCGGAAGAAUCAUCCGUUCGGCUUCAUUGCACGACCGGCGUUAAAUCCUGAUGGCACGCGCAAUCUCUUUCACUGGGAGUGUGCGAUUCCUGGCAAGCAAGGGACGAUUUGGGAAGGCGGCCUCUACAAGGUAAGUUGGCUUUUCGAACGGCCUUUAAAUGAUUGGCGGCCAUCUGUCACCGUACGUCAGCUCCUGCUUGGCAUCCAGGAUCUCUUGACGCAUCCGAAUAUCGAAGACCCAGCGCAAGCAGAUGCAUACCAGAUCUACUGUCAAAACAGGCAAGCACGCAUCAUUUUAAUCGAGUACGAAAAACGAGUUCGGCGCCAGGCACAACAGUUUGCUGCGGAAAUUGUCCGGAAUCAGUUGCUCGAGAAAUGA